UACUAGAUUUGUUUUCAAUAUUCAUGCAAUCAUGCACCGCACGGUCCUACACACACACAAACAAUGCACACAGUCUGCACACAGUGAUGCACUCAUACGGCUACCAACACAAACCUUAGCAGCCAGUCGUGCCGCGAAGGCACAAUGUAAAGUCUAACUUUGUCAAAACAACAAAGUGCAGGGGUCGAUCGGGGUCGGUCAGGCGUCGCGUCACACGGGUUCUCGUUUCGAAAGAAGGAAAUAUUGACCUGCGCAUGCCCAGAAUCUAAUAUGUUUCUGGGCGACGCCAUGAUGCUUUAAUUGCACAGCUUACAACGGCUCUUUGCUGCGCCACAACCUACGCUAACAAUUGUUGUUGGAAGGACAUAAUUUUGGACGAUAAACAGCCAUACCCUUUUUCGGCUGCGUAAUCAUGGCGAUUCUGCGGAGAUGCUGCUGCUGGGACAAUGUUCGGUCCGGAUCGAUGGCAGCAGGAAUAUAUACGCUGAUAUACAACGCAUUGUCUGUGGCAGUAGCUGCUUAUCAGAUCGCGAAGUCUAUGGAAUCUUCCUAUGGGAAUAAUUCAAACAUCCAGGACGAUAUGACCAUCGGAUAUUGCAUUGGCUUGGGCUUCUUGGGCCUGCUCAUCAUCUCGUCCAUACUGCUGCUAGUGGGAGUCGUAAAGGACAAGCGCGGCUUUCUGCUUCCAUACAUGGUCAUGUUGCCCUUGCAGAUACUGAUGCAGAUCAUCGUUUGCAUCCUCAUCAUCUAUGCCCUGGCUACCGCAUCUCACUCUCAGUAUGAGAUGCCCGACCUGGACCGCCAGAUGACCGCUCCCAUGUUCAUCACCGCCUUUCUGAUCUCCAUGCUCAUCGCCAUUUUGGGGCUCACCAUACUCAACGUGUUUUGUUUUCUGUGUGUGGUGUCUCAGUACACGGAGCUGAGGGAUGGGCGUGGCCGUCUGCAGAACGUGAAUGCAGACAAGCUUUCAAUGAUGGGGUACAUGCCACUACAAGAGCAGCAUCAGCUGCAGCCAAUGUUACACAAGCCAUCGCAGCAGCAGCAGCAGCAGCAGGGUGAUUACUUGUCCAAGCCCUACACUGACUACCCCGAGAAGGACCAACCACCUACAUAUUACCCACAGGAAGAAGUGUAAAGACCUGCUGUGUUUCCUCGUCCCCACCGCAUAUCCAAGGGUGUUUGUGACCUCUAAUUUCUUUGAGCUCUGAUUGGAUACAUUUUGUUCAGCUAGUGGCCCAUGGGUCGGGACUUCCGUGCACGUGACACCCCCCCCCCCCGCGCAAGAAAUACACGUACAUUGUUAAGGGCGAGUAACCUAUAACAAUACUAGACCAUGUUACCUGAUGUGAGUGUGACGUCAUACUAUAGCGGCAACCGACAGGUUGUGCAUGUAAUUUGCCCACUUAAACUGAUUCAAGACAAAAUGAAUAUGGGGAUAAUACGGAGGCCUGUAAAUGACGGUUUGGAUUCUCAAAUACUUUCAACGCUGGCAUAUCGUUUAACCACAGUAUGGCAGCACCUGUUUUGGGUUAUAGUCGCUUAUUUUUUUGUUUUGGCAUGUCUUAGAUAUUUCACCUAACUAAACGUUCAGCUUACUCAGACGUAUUGCAUAGAGCAUUUUCAUUAACUUUGUGUAAAUAUAUUUACUUGCAUACAUGGGUAAAGAUGCAGGCUAUUUUUGUAUAAUGUUGAUACUUGUGUGAAUAACAUCUAAGUAAACGGUCGGUUUUGUAAGAACCUCAAGUGUUUAUAAUUUUGGGACAAAUAUAUGUGCUGUGUACAUGUGCAUGAGGUGCAGUCACUUUUUACAGCGUACGGUGCAGACUUAUGUUUAAUAGAAUUCCAUGUCAGGCAGGAUGCGAGCAAUAUGUAAAUAAAAAACAAUAUCUAUGUACUUAAAAAGUCAAUAGAAUAAUCAUGAUUUUUUUUUUACCAAACCCUACAAGCCUGCCAAAAAAGAUUGGAUUUGUUUGUUGAUUAAUACAAACAUUGAUCGAACAUUUUGGUACUAAAUUAUUGUAAACACAAGCUAGUGAGGCAGUUUUAUAGAAACAUCUCAGAGACUAAUUUUCAUUGUUCUCUUAUUUUCAUUAUAACAAUGUCAAAUACUGCAGCUUGCCUUUUUUGCACAAAGGAAGAUUUUAUCAAUAUUAGUAAGUGCCUAUUGGAGCUCUUGUGC
This is a messenger RNA of Patiria miniata (bat star), 2179 nucleotides long. RefSeq names its product lysosomal-associated transmembrane protein 5-like. The transcript has 7 exons. The coding region runs from base 413 to 1135 and encodes 240 amino acids. The record is from RefSeq and is a predicted model, not a curated record. Lineage: Eukaryota; Metazoa; Echinodermata; Asteroidea; Valvatida; Asterinidae.